CAGCCUCCCGACGAAAAUUCACACCUAAUUAGUCUUUUUUCUGUCAAGAUUCAAAAUCCUAUGUCUUUAAUGUCCACAAAUAGAGUCAAAGGCUUAGUCUUCAAAUUAUUCGACAUCUAAAUAGCUUUGAUUAAGCCCGCGACAUGUUUUUAACAUAAAUAUGUUCGAACAGAAAAGAAUUGAAGAACAAGAUGUAAAGUAUUGUAGCAUAAAACGAAGAAGCAAAAAACAUCUAAAAAACAUAGAAGAAUAGAUGUGUUCGAAUCUUAACCAAACUAACAGGAGAAGUUGGAGAUUUGGAAUAUUUAAAGUCCCAUGAUUUGCGGUUGAUGAUCACAACAUCUUCUCUUCCCGUUUCCCCCCAGACUCUCUCACCAUGUUGAUGCCUGUACAAUGCUCGAACUGCCAUAAAAAGGUGCAGCUACUACGGCCAGGCGAAGCCCCCGUCUACCACCCCAUAUGCCGGGUUGCCACCUAUACAGCCCCGUACUCGUAUUCCCACCACUGCCCGCCUCAUCAACCGCCCCUCCUCACCCUGCCUCCACUCCCGUACAGCCAAAUACCACCAGGGACACCUAUGUUGGCUCGAGGAUGCAAACGAGCUGUGAUAUGCGCUGUGUCGUAUAAGGACUCCAAGCAUGAGCUUAAGGGCUGCAUCAAUGAUGCAAAAUGUAUGAAGUAUUUGCUUGUCAAUCGGUUCCACUUCCCGGAUUCCUCCAUUCUCAUGCUCACCGAAGAAGAAACUCACCCAAAUCGGCAUCCUACCAAACAAAACAUAAUAAGGGCUCUGCAUUGGCUUGUGCAAGGUUGCCAACCAGGAGACUCCUCGGUGUUCCAUUAUUCCGGUCAUGGAAAAAGAAAGAGGAACUACACCGGGGAUGAGGUGGAUGGAUAUGACGAAAACUUGUGUCCCGUGGAUUUCAAGAGUCCGGGACUGAUUUCAGACGAUGAGAUCAAUGCAAUGAUUGUAAGACCUCUUCCUCGUGGGGUUAAGCUUCACACCUUUAUGGAUGCUUGCCAUAGCGGUACUGCUCUAGAUUUAGCAUUCCUUUGCAGGAUCGACAGAAGUGGGAGAUACGUAUGGGAGGAUCACCGCCCUCCAUCGGGUGUUUGGAAAGGAACAAAUGGCGGGAAGGUCAUAUGCCUCAGUGGCUGUGAUGAUCAUCAGACCUCUGCUGAUGCUUCAGUACUUCAAAAUUCUAAGACAACUGUAAAACUUAAUCACUUGUAA
Messenger RNA from Pyrus x bretschneideri (Chinese white pear), 1231 nucleotides. RefSeq names its product metacaspase-1-like. Bases 377 to 1231 code for a protein of 284 amino acids. Lineage: Eukaryota; Viridiplantae; Streptophyta; Magnoliopsida; Rosales; Rosaceae. Gene Ontology annotation, biological process: proteolysis. The transcript has 3 exons. The record is from RefSeq and is a predicted model, not a curated record. Gene Ontology annotation, molecular function: cysteine-type endopeptidase activity.